UUUGCAAGGAGCCCCUUGAAGGCAACACUUUUCCAGGGAACUGGGUAAAGCUGGACGAUAAAUCGGUUGAACGCGGCCGCUAAUCAAACUUUUCUCCACUUUAUUAUCCAACAUUAUGAACUUAGGUGUAAAACAAGAGUCUUAUUUUACUCUAAAACGUAACGAAUAGCUCGUGGGAGUUUGUAUUCCUCGCUCAUUCCUUCACGGUAACAAGUUGUUACAGUGUGAGCUUUAAAAAAAAAAAAUGCCCACCGAGCUGAAGCAGAGGAAAAAGUCUCAGAAACAAAGCGAUGAAGUGAUCGACUCGUCGCCUGGCAACGGCAAAGAAGAUGAAGCGCAGAAAGCGAAGCCGGAGGCUGCAGGCGGUAGAACGUCUUCGGCUGUGGACGUUCGAAGUGUCAUGUGCCUGUUGUCGCUGGCGGCGUGCGGAGCUCUGAGCUGGAUGGUGCUGCGACAGAACGAGAGGUUUUCCCAGAUUGAGGAAAAGUACAAAUCGCUCCACGGGAAAACUUCCAGUCUGUUCGACAUGGAGGAAGAAGUGCUCAGAGUUUCUGAAAAGCUCGCCGCAUCUGAGGAUGACCUACGGGAGGCGCUGUCCACUGUCUCCCUGGCAACAAGACUCCAGCAGGACAUCUCCAUCCUCCACGCCGCCGUCUCGGCGAUGCAGGCCGAGGAAAGCUCCGCCUCCCGCGACCUGCAGACGGUCAACGCCCGGUUUCUCAACGUGACGGAGACAUGGCAGGAGCGUCUGGCGGCUGUCACCUCCGACCUGACCGCCCUCAAGGCGGAGUCGAGGGAAGCCCACGCCGGGGCCACCAACGGGGUGAACGAGGCAGAGCGGAGGGCCCGGUCACUGGCAGAGAGGCUGGAGGAGCUCGAGGACAGCACCAAGAGCAACGCCCGCGCUCUGGAGCGCACGGAGGAGGACGACGCCAAGCGGGCGCAGGAUCACCUGGACUGGAACACCAAGCAGAUCCACAAGCUGGAGGAGCAGAUUGGCAGCCUUGCCAAGAGGGAGGCGGAGCUCGGCACUCAGCUCCGGGAGCACAUCCCCCGCGCGCAGGAGUGUGAGGAGCACCUGCCGAAGGUGGAGGAGGCGGUGCGCUCCAUCCUGAAGCUGGGGGGCGACCUGAGCGGGGCGGAGAGGCGGCUGGAGGAGGUGACGCUGCAGGUGUUCGGGACCGAGGACAGCAUGCUGAAGGCGGUGAACGAAAUCCUCGUGCUGCGGCAGGAGCUGGACACGCUGCAGGCGCAGAACAGCAUCCUGAAGAUGAAGAACGAGUUGUCCGUGGUCAAAGAGGCGGUCCGUGAACUCACCAUGGUGCUGAGGGAAAACAAGGUUGACGUCCAGAACGACUUGGGCAUGCCGGAGGAGGAUGAAGCGUGGAUGCACGGAGAGGAAGAGGAGGAGUGGGAGGAGUGGGAAAAAGAUGACGAGGGUGGAUUAAGUCGACCUUUUCACGAUGACCUCACUGGAUGAUGUCACUGUUUUCGUGUAUCGAGGGAAAGGGAGCGGCCCCGUUGUGUUGUUCACUGUCAGAUUUAAUGUUUUAUAAAAUGUGCACCUCAGUUUAUGUCAAACAGUUGCGACUAUCACUGUACUGUAAUACACAAAGUACAAUCAAGACUUUAUUAUUCUUCAUAUUCAUCAUUUGCACUGAUUCACAUUCUCUAGUUCCAGCUUUUGAAUUGCGGAUUUACAGUUUUUUCCUUUUGUCUUAUUUCUCAGUAAACUGUUUAAAACGUGGCAAUCUUUUCAUGACUUGGCUUAUUUAAUAAAAUACUUUUUAUCAUA
Scophthalmus maximus (turbot) is the source of this 1795-nucleotide messenger RNA. Its product is annotated as IKBKB interacting protein. NCBI's taxonomy places the organism in Eukaryota, Metazoa, Chordata, Actinopteri, Pleuronectiformes, Scophthalmidae. The coding region runs from base 245 to 1480 and encodes 411 amino acids. The record is from RefSeq and is a predicted model, not a curated record. The transcript is spliced from 3 exons.